This is a messenger RNA of Leucoraja erinaceus (little skate), 5089 nucleotides long. RefSeq names its product SLIT-ROBO Rho GTPase activating protein 2 (gene srgap2). Bases 1416 to 4643 code for a protein of 1075 amino acids. Lineage: Eukaryota; Metazoa; Chordata; Chondrichthyes; Rajiformes; Rajidae. Gene Ontology annotation, cellular component: cytoplasm. The transcript has 22 exons. Gene Ontology annotation, molecular function: protein binding. Gene Ontology annotation, biological process: signal transduction; negative regulation of cell migration. The record is from RefSeq and is a predicted model, not a curated record.
UUCCUACAGUCCCACUCCCAGACAGAAGGAAGCGCUCCUCGUUUCGGAGAAGCUGCGUUUUUUUGUUGCAGCAAACAGCCGCUCUCCUCAUGGAUAAGAGAUCGAACGCUCUUGUUCGUGGCUGGAGAUUUUUAUUCAGUGGACUGCAGUGACCAAACCCCCCUCUCAAAUCCUGCAGGUUUAAACCUCUGCAUGAAUCUGAGAAGAACGUGGAACGUGAAUAUUUGAAGUGGGGACAACAGGACGAGGGACUUGCACAAAGGAAAUUGUGUAUUCCACUAAACAAGGAAGGGAAACAAGACGCUGGGGAAAAGAUUGGUUAAAAAAAAAAAGUUUCUGGACUUGAACAAAAAAAAAUGUCGGUUUUGUGCAAGUUUGCUGGAACCGGAAAGGGUAUGAUGGAGUUUUCUGCCAUGUGAAGUUGAAUAGAAUCCAGAAACGGCGAUUUAAACUCCAAAAACUUUCUUUAAAAACAAAAUCUGCCCUUUGGUAAACUUCUUAUUGCUUAAAAAUUCUCCUUUGUUUCAAUCGAGAAAGGGAUUUGCCCUGGACAAGAUCUACAAACCCUGAGGAUUCCAUGCUGCUCAUAAAGAUUUAAAUAUUUGCUAAAACAGAAGGCAGAGAAUACAUUGGAUGACUUGCUGUUCCUGGUCCCGUUUACUCGCGAAUCACUCGAUCACUGAAGGGAAAGAAGAAUUACCGAAAUACUGCAAUUUCAGGGGCCCUCCUCGCCUUCACCCUGUGGUCUGAUCGAUUUCUGGAUGAUAUCAACCUCGUUUAGAAGAAAAAAACGACAUUGAUUUCAACACAUCUGUGCUUCCCUAAAAUAACAUUUUUUGUUGAAAAACACCGAAAGCUUUCGUUAUUGUGUGUUUGUCGACAACGCCUGUCCUUUCAAGCAAAACCUUCCAUAUAAAUACCGAUCUAGAUUUGUGUAGCCGCAUUGGGUGGACUGUAAUGGAAUUCGCCUGGUGUGGGAUUGCAACAUGCUGAGCUUUGAUACAAAGACGCGCAGCCAUACAUUCUCCACGCACUCCUCUCUCUAUCUUUUCCUGCUCCUUGCACCAUAUGAAAGCCUUUGAAUUAUUUUCCAGCCUACACAUUAAUCCCCCUCGCCCCCUCCUUGUUUGAAAGACCUUGCGGACUGUACUCUGGAGAUUUGGUGCAGUCAGUGUCUCUCUCUCUCUCUCCCGCUUCCUAUUUAUACAUGCAUGAUAUCCUCCUUUCCUCCCCACCGCCAGUUUCCGUCUCGAUUGUGUGUGUCUAUUGCGUGGUUUCGAUCUCCACCCAAACGUCUUCGUGCUUAUGGAUUGACCGAAAGAGGGGAGGACAUCGCCUGCAAGAAGAUUAGCAUCUGGCGACUGCGUUUCCAAUUCCUUCUGGCGGAAGAUUAACACAUUUCUACACGAACAGUCAUGACAUCGCCUGCUAAAUUCAAGAAGGACAAGGAAAUUAUUACCGAGUACGAAACCCAAGUCAAGGAAAUCCGAGCCCAGCUUCUGGAACAACUGAAAUGCUUGGACCAACAGUCAGAGUCCAGGGUCCAGCUGCUUCAGGACCUGCAAGACUUCUUCCGGAAAAAAUCAGAGAUCGAGAUGGAUUACUCAAGGAACCUGGAGAAGUUAGCUGAGCGAUUUGUGACCAAAACUAGGAGCACAAAGGAACACCUGCAAUUCAAGAAGGACCAGAACAUCUUGUCUCCUGUGAACUGCUGGUAUUUACUGCUAAACCAGGUGAGGAGAGAGAGCAAGGACCACACUACACUGAGCGAUAUCUACUUGACCAACAUCAUCCCGCGCUUUUCUCAAAUCAGUGAUGACUCUGUCCGUCUCUUCAAAAAGAGUAAAGAGGUUGGUGUUCAACUCCACGAAGACCUGAUGAAGGUCCUGAAUGAACUCUACACUGUCAUGAAGACGUAUCACAUGGACAAUGCCGACAGCAUUAGUGCAGAGGGCAAACUGAAAGAGGCAGAGAAACAGGAAGAGAAACACAUUGGCCGCUGUGUCAAGCAGGAGGACCGCCACAUCGGCCGCUCGCCAGACCCAGGGGCCAACAUCCGAUUCGAGGAGAAGCACCAGAGACGUAGCUCGGUCCGAAAGAUUGAGAAGAUGAAGGAGAAGCGUCAGGCAAAAUACACUGAAAAUAAACUCAAAGCAAUCAAGGCACGAAAUGAAUACAUCCUGGUAAUGGAAGCUACCAACAGCUCUGUCUUUAAGUACUACAUCCAUGAUCUGUCUGAUCUACUUGAUUGUUGUGACCUUGGGUACCAUGCCAGUGUGAACCGAGCAAUGAGGACAUUUCUUUCAGCUGAGAUUAAUGUCGAGCAAUCCAAGCACGAGGGGCUGGAGAUCAUUGAAAAUGCCAUCGACAGCCUCGAUGCCACCAACGACAAACAGCGCCUUAUGGAAUUGUACCACACCGUCUUCUGCUUGCCACCAAAGUUUGACUUUCAACCGCACAUGGGUGAUGGGGUUUCUCACCUGUGUGCUCAGCAGCCAGUGCAUGGAGAAUUGGUACUGCGGUGCCAGAAACUCCAGUCCAGACUGGCAACUCUGAAGAUUGAGAAUGAGGAGGUGAAGAAGACCAUGGAAGCCACACUGCAAACAAUUCAGGAUAUUGUCACCAUUGAGGAUUUUGACGUGGCCGACUGCUUCCAGUACACCAACUCCACUGAGUCCGUCAAGUCCACCCUUUCAGAAACGUUCAUGAGCAAGCCCAGCAUCGCCAAGAGACGAGCUAAUCAACAAGAGACAGAGCAGUUCCUCUUCACGAAGCUGAAAGAGUAUUUUGAAGGCAGAAACCUGAUCACCAAACUGCAAGCAAAACUUGACCUUCUGCAAAGGACUCUGGGCGAAAGCCAGAGGGCAGGCUAUUCCAUUGCCAGUGGCCAUCAGAACUCCAGUGUGAAAAAACAGGGUGGAAGCCACGUCAUUCCUCUGGUGGUGGAGAGUUGCAUCCGUUUUAUCAGCAGGCACGGGCUGGAGCAUGAGGGAAUUUUCCGUGUAUCAGGAUCACAAAUUGAAGUUAUUGACAUCAAAAAAGCCUUUGAAAGAGGUGAGGACCCUUUAGCAGGAGAUCAGAACGACCAUGACAUGGACUCGAUAGCAGGAGUGCUGAAACUAUAUUUCAGAGGCCUGAACAGCCCACUCUUCCCCAAAGAAAUUUUUCAUGACUUAAUGUCCUGUGUCACUAUUGAAAACGUUGAUGAGAAAGCUCUUCAAAUCCGCAAAGUCCUUGUGACUUUACCAAAGCCCACCAUCAUCCUAAUGCGCUACCUCUUUGGUUUCCUCAGUCACUUGUCUCAGUUCAGUGAGGAAAACAUGAUGGACCCGUACAACCUGGCUACCUGCUUUGGACCCACACUAAUGUCCGUGCCUGAAGGCCAUGAUCAGGUGUCCUGCCAGUCUCAUGUAAAUGAACUCAUGAAGUCCAUCAUUCUUCACCAUGACGCUAUCUUCCCAGGACAGAAGGAGCUGGAUGGGCCUGUGUACAACAAGGGGUUGACAGCGGAAGAUUACUGUGAGAGCCCUCACGGGGACCCUGCAUCUGCUGAAGAUGUCGUGCAGGAUGUUGGAACAGAAACACACACCAGCGAAGAUGAAGGUGAGCCAAUAGAAGCCAUUGCAAAGUUUGAUUACACUGGACGCACAGCCCGGGAGCUCUCCUUUAAGAAAGGCGCAAGUCUGCUGCUCUAUCACAGAGCUUCGGAGGAUUGGUGGGAAGGCCGACAUAAUGGAAUAGAUGGACUCGUCCCACAUCAGUACAUUGUGGUCCAAGACACUGACGAUACAUUCUCUGAUCGGCUGAGUCCAAAAGGAGACAUUGAGCCCAGCAAUGCACCACCCCCGGAUGAGAGACCCCUGUCCAAGACCAGCAUCAGUUCACCAACAGGACACGUGGCAGACAUUUACUUAGCAAACCUUAGCAGGCAGAAGAAGAAGCAGGAGUCUGGGAGUGUCCGGAGGUCCUUCCGAACCGCCGACGGGUACAGCCUCACCGGACACGGGCUGGCCUCCCCGCCCGCAGACGGUGCGCCCCAAGGCUCUGCCAGCCCCAAGAGCUCUCCGCAAGUGGCCCAAAGCACUGCCAGGGAAACGCCGGACAAACGACCGGUGGUGAUGCACAGCAGCCUGAACUCCAUCACCCGCCGGCCCUCGGCAAACAGAGCCGACAGCCCGCAGAUCCGUAAAGUGGUCGCUGCGGGAAGGUCCAAAAGCUUCAGUAACCACAAGCCACUGGACCCGGAAUCCAUUGCACAGGAUAUUGAGGCAACGAUGAAUUCGGCCCUUAAUGAGUUGCGUGAAUUGGAGCGUCAGAGCACAGUGAAGCACGCCCCGGAUGUGGUCCUAGAUACCUUGGAAACCAUGAAGGCAUCUCCAUCAAUGGGUCCCACAUCCGAACCUUCCAGCCCGCUCCAUUCCCGGAUUUUGAAGGACUCCGAAUCUUCUCUCGAGCGGAGUGCCAGCUCAUCGGGGGACAUGCCAUGCACCUUCAGGCCUGUGAAAUCCGUGAAGAUAGCGGCUCAGGUGAAGCCUCCUGCACUGAGGCCUAAACCAUUGGUUUUUCCAAAGACCAAUCCAGCUAGUCCCAGCCUUGGAUCACCAACGACACAGCAAGCCACCGACAAGUCGUGCACUGUGUGAGACCCUCUUUAUAGGCUCAGCAUGAAAAAGUGAGUGCCAUAUGAAUAUUUGCAAGAGAAGAGAAGCAACGACAAUGACGCAUUCCACCAUGGUUCAACCCAAGAAACGGUCUUGCUUUGAAGCAGGAGAUUGGCCCAGUUCUGCACGCGAAUGCUUAUCGUCUUAUCUCCUGAUUCAUUUUAUAUCUUCCUUUAAAAUCACAUCAAACCAGCGUCAGACUGCCUUUUCGGUCUUUGGAAAUUAAUAUAAUGCACACAAUAAUGCAUAUAAUUCAGCCCUUGCAAGCCAAAUAGAUUUAUGCAUUGAUGUAUUCUCCGUCUGUCUUCCCACUUUCUCUCAAAAAUCCUUGGCUUCCUACACCUCUUCUGGCUUUCCCAGCACAUUUAAUGGUUAUUCCGUGUCAUCUGCAUUUGGUUAUUGAAGGAGAAACAGCAAUCAGAUCGUUU